Molecule: messenger RNA, 414 nt
Organism: Aspergillus calidoustus
Lineage: Eukaryota; Fungi; Ascomycota; Eurotiomycetes; Eurotiales; Aspergillaceae
Source: the annotation of a GenBank genome assembly
AUGUUCCGUUCCGCUGUUGUCCGCUCAUUGAGGGCCUCCGUGCCUCGUGCUAUGAAGCCCCAGGCUGCCUUCCAGAUCCGUAGCUCUCCCGUGGCUCGCCCGGCUCAAUUCGCCCCUCGCUUUGCUUUCCAGGCUGUCCGUCUCUACUCCGCCCCUGCUGGCCUUAGCAAGGAUGAGGUUGAGGGUCGGAUAGUCAACCUCUUGAAGAACUUUGACAAGGUCACUGAUGCCAACAAGAUCAACGGCGCCUCUCACUUCUCGAACGACCUCGGACUCGACAGCUUGGAUACCGUUGAGGUGGUGAUGGCUAUUGAGGAGGAAUUCAGCAUUGAGAUCCCUGACAAGGAGGCGGACACUAUCCAUAGCGUGGACAAGGCUGUCGAGUACAUCCUUGCUCAGCCCGAUGCCCACUAG